This is a messenger RNA of Leptonychotes weddellii (Weddell seal), 2911 nucleotides long. RefSeq names its product interleukin 21 receptor (gene IL21R). Gene Ontology annotation, molecular function: cytokine receptor activity; protein binding. Gene Ontology annotation, biological process: cytokine-mediated signaling pathway. Lineage: Eukaryota; Metazoa; Chordata; Mammalia; Carnivora; Phocidae. Gene Ontology annotation, cellular component: membrane; external side of plasma membrane. The record is from RefSeq and is a predicted model, not a curated record.
CGCGGGGCAGCCACACUCUGACAGACCCACUGGUGCCUCUCUGCCGAGUGACCCACGGGCUCGGGGUCCGACUGUUUGCCGGCUCCUCCCCGAGCGUGACUGACAGCCACACGGCCGUCUGUCUGCCUGCCUGCCUGUCUGUCUCUCUGGGUGUCUGCCUGGCAGGCCACCUGCUGGUUGGCUUGACUUCCCCUGUCUGUCUGUCUGUCUGCCUGCCUGCCUGCCUGCCUGCCUGACCAGCCCUUGUGGCCGUGUGUCCCCUCCCUGGCGCAGCCGAAUGGUCCCUUACCCCAGCCUCUGCCUUCUGUCUGCGCGUGGCCUUGCUGGGAUGUGACCAACCGUUGCCUUCCCACCCCCCACCCCCCCAGCUGGCUCCCUCUGUGUGGCCCGCCUGCCUGGAGCCCGGCUGCCAUCCAUUGGGGUGACAGGUCGUAUGCUUGUCUGGCGGGUGACUGGGGCAGGCUGUGGGUCCCCACCCCCUAGCCCUGCCGGUUCCUUCUCUCAUCCCCCACCCCCACGCUGAGCCUAGCUGCCGCCCCCUGGUAGCCCACUGGAUUGCCCCGAGCACACAAGGGAUUUCUGAGGGAGAAGCUGGAACAGCAGGAUCCUGAGAGUCAGCAUGCCGUGUGGCUCAGUGGUCGCUCUGUUCCUGCUAAUGCUCCAGGGUGCCUGGGGUUGCCUAGACCUCGUCUGCUACACCGAUUACUUUCAAACAGUCACCUGCACCCUAGAGACAAGGACCCUCCAGCCCGGCACGCUCACCCUCACCUGGCAAGACCCAUAUGGAGAGCUGGAGGAUGAGGUCACCUCCUGCAGCCUCCACCGGUCCUCCUACAAUGCCACGCACGCAGAGUACACGUGCCACAUGGAUGUGUUUCACUUCAUGGCCGACGACAUUUUCAGUGUCAACAUCACAGACCAGUCCGGCAGGUCCUCCCAGGAGUGCGGCUGCUUCGUCCUGGCUAAGAGCAUCAAGCCGUCCCCCCCUUUCAACGUGACCGUGACCUUCUCGGGGCAGUAUAACAUCUCCUGGAGCUCCAAUUACGAUUUCUUCACGCUGAAGGGCAAGCUGCAGUAUGAGCUGCAAUACAGGAAGCGGGGAGGCCCCGGGGCUCUGAGUCCCCGGAGAAAGCUGAUCUCAGUGGACUCGAGGAACGUGUCUCUCCUUGCCGUGGAGUUCCAGAGUAACUCGAGCUAUGAGGUGCAGAUCCGCGCAGGGCCCCAGCCCGGCUCCUCCUUCCAGGGGACCUGGAGUGAGUGGAGUGACCCGGUCACCUUUAAAACCCAGCCGGAAGAGAUAAAGGGAGGCCAGCACAUUUACCUGCUCUAUUUCCUGCUUGUCUUCAUACUCCCCAUCCUCGUCUUCUUAGGCCUGAAGAUCCACCUGCCUUGGAGGCUGUGGAAGAAGGUGUGGGGGCAGGUGCCCAACCCACAGAAGUUCUUCCAGCCCCUCUAUGUGGGCCACAGUGGAGACUUCAAGAAAUGGGUGGGUGCAUCCUUCACUGCCUCCAGCCUGGAGCUGGGACCCCAGAGCCCCGAGGUGCUUUCAUCCCUGGAGAUGUUCAACCUUUGCCCACCGCAAAGCGCCGUCAAGGGGCCGCAGUCCAUGCCUCUGCCGGAGCCCACCGACCUGGUGGAAGCCGACGAGGGGCCUGAGCCGGACUCCUGGGGCCCAGCCCCUGCCACCACCGGCAGCUUGGGUGGCUCGGCUUAUAGCCAGGAGAAGGACCAAGUGUACAGCGUACUGUCCAUCAACACGGUGACCGUAGCAGACAUGGAGGGGCUGUGUGCCUGGUCCUGCACCUGUGGGGAUGACGGCUACCCAGCCCUGAACUUGGACACCAGCCUGGAGCCCGGCUCAGGCACUGAGGACCCGCUCUUGGACACCGGGACCACAGUCCUCUCCUGUGGCUGCGUCUCGACUGGUGGCCUUGCCGGGCCGGGAGGCCCUCCUGGCAGCCUCCUUGACCAGCUAAAGCUGCCCCUUGAAGAUGAGGCAGGUUGGACCCCAGGCCCGCCGUGGAGUGGCGGGCCCCACAGAGGGGCGUCUGACAGCGAAACGGGCUCGCCUCCCGCCGGCCUGGACAUGGACACUUUUGACAGUGGCUUCGCGGGCUCUGACUGCGGCAGCCCUGUGGAGUGUGACUUCACCAGCCCCCGGGACGAGGGGCCCCCCAGGAGCUACCUCCGCCAGUGGGUGGUCAUGGCCCCGCCAACCGAGGGACCCGGGCCCCAGGCCAGCCAGUGAGGCUGACCGGCCGUCCAGAGCCAUUCGGCCAGAGCCAGAGCUGGACUCACCUGGGCCGUGGGGUAAAGAGGCCUGCGACCUUUGGGCCCCCAGAUGGGGCCCCUGAGCCUGGUUGACGCCUGGUGCGCAUGUGUGGCCCCGGGAGCGCAUGGGUGUGUCCAUGUGCGGGAGCAGGUGCCCGUGGGCACGGAGGCAAGACGUACAUGUGUCUGGGACUGUGUGCACACGAUGACAGCCUCCCUCCUUUCUGGACGUGGGGCGGCCCCCCACGGACCCUGCCCUGCGGGGCCUGCCUCCAGGAGCCGUGAGAAGUCCCUGCUGUUCCUUUUCACGUCUCAGGGAGACGGGAAGGGGAUGGAGUGAGGCCAUGGGGACCCUGGCUGUGGGAAGGUUUGUGGGGGCCUUUGGACAGAGGUCUGAAUCCCAACUGUGAUGCCCCUGGGCUGUGCCACCUUGGGCCAGCCGCUUCCCCUCUCUGGGCUGGCUACUGGGGGGGGCCCGCAGGUGGCAUGACCCCCCUUGGGGAGAAAUCGGUGAGGUCACCCACUGUACAGGCUGCAGCAGAGCAGACCCUCAAUAAAUUCAGCUUCCUUCCUUCUGGGGCCCAGACCAAGCUUGUGCUGGUGGUGGGCAGGGGUGAGAAAGCAGCCACAGUUUGGGGCU